GUAUUGAUGUCAUAAACCAAACGACAUGACAAUGCAGUCGUCAAUUGUGUCGUCAGACGGCGAUCCCGACGGCAGCAGUGGUGGCGGCGGCGGCGGUGGUGGUAUCGGUAGUGGCGGACCGGCCGACUCGUCCCGUAGUUGGACUCAAUGCAUCUAUCAUUGCGACGAUGAAGAGACACCAUAUCUGGUGAAGAUACCGGUUCCUCAAUCGCGCAUAACUUUGGCCGACUUUAAGGCCGUACUGUCCUCUGCGGGAAACACUCAUUACAAGUACUUUUUCAAGUCGUUGGACGCAGAUUUCGGUAUUGUUAAGGAAGAGAUUAUUGACGAUAGUUCGCGGCUACCGAUUUUCAAGGGACGUGUAGUGGCCUGGAUAACACCGUUGCCGUUGACCAGCGAUGCCGAAACUACUACGUUUGUGGACAGCGAUGAUGACGACGACGACGAUGAUGAUGACGACGAACUGACCAGUCAUAUAUCGACGACAAGUUAUGAGACAAAUAGCCGCAUAUCGACCACAACGGAUGAGACGAGUGUAUCGCGUAUUCACGAUCACCGACAUCGUCGCCGACGGCGCCGACACCGUAUGCCUAUUAUGAGUCGGACUUCAUCCAUAAGCUCGAUAACAGAGUCGACGAUGUCUUUGAACAUAAUUACUGUUACACUAAACUUAGACACCGUUUCAUUUCUGGGUAUAUCUAUUGUCGGCCAAAGCAAUAAAGGCGGUGACGGCGGCAUUUAUGUCGGCUCAAUCAUGAAGGGCGGUGCAGUCGCACUGGACGGUCGCAUAGAGCCGGGAGAUAUGAUCUUACAGGUAAAUGACGCAAACUUUGAAAACAUGUCCAAUGAUGACGCCGUACGGGUACUGCGAGAAGCGGUUCAAAAGCCCGGACCGAUCAAACUGGUUGUGGCCAAAUGCUGGGAUCCCAAUCCGAAAGGCUAUUUCACAAUACCGCGCACCGAACCAGUGCGGCCAAUAGAUCCGGGAGCGUGGGUGGCUCAUACCGAAGCUGCCCGGGCAAAUCAUUAUACAGAACAAGAUUAUCCUCUAAGGCCUCCAUCUGUAUCAACACUGACAUCCACAUCAUCUUCUGUGAACACAUCGAUACCAGAAUCUGAUCGGCAAUUGAUAAUGGAUUCGCAGCACUUGUCUGUCGAGAUGGAUAUGAUGAUAAUCGCCAAAUCGAUGGCUAAUUCCGAUUCGGGUUUGGAAGUCAAAGAUCGUAUGUGGCUUAAGAUAACAAUACCGAAUGCAUUUAUCGGCUCUGAUGUAGUCAACUGGUUGUAUCAAAAUGUUCACGGCUUUCAAGACAGACGCGAGGCUCACAAAUAUGCCAAUCAAAUGCUCAAACAAGGGUUUAUUAAGCAUACGGUAAACAAGAAUUCGUUUUCCGAAAAGUGCUAUUAUGUCUUCAAUGAUAAUCUACUGGACCGCGAGUUUGCCAAUCUUAAGAUCAACGACCCGGAUCUACCGCCACCACCCGAUCUGCCGGUCAGAUCUAUGAUUCAACAGUACACUGGUGCAGGCGGUGGUGGCGGCUAUGCGCCCCCUUUUAUGCAUCCAUGGGGUUCGGGCGGCGAAAUUCACAACUACGGUAUGUUUGGAGCCCAGCCCUUCACUGAUGGCAGUGUUCAUAGUACUUCAGCUUCAAGUGGACACGACAGUGUUAUCCACCGGCGCAAUGAUAUUUCAUUAAUGGGUGAGCGCCAAAGCGCCAGUCCCGGCGCUAGUAGUGACUUUGACGAUAUGAGCCAACGAAGCGGUCCUAUACUACUGGGAGCGCACCAAAUGCCGCCGACACAGCACCCAAAGCUACCGAUGCAGACCUUUUCUAAUCCAUUACAACAACCACUACUACAUCCAGGAGCUAUAAGGCCGUUGCCGUUGAUAAACGGCACCGACCUAUUACACAACAAUCACAACUUGUUGCCUGUGAUGGACGGUGCUAGUGAUCAAUCGUGCAUCAGUGGGGGCGGCGGUGGCGGUACCAGUUCUACACAUUCUGGAACCACUAUUAACACUACUAGGGAUACGGAAAAGCAGCAACAAAUGGAUGGCCAGUCCAGCGAUAUAAACGGUAGCCGACAAUCGUUUCGUAUGGCAAUGGGAAAUCCAUGUGAAUAUUUUGUUGAUGUCAUGUAAUGUUUAGGAACUGUUAAUUAGAUCUAAACAUUUAGGAAAUACUAUAUUUAGUAUUUGAUUUAAAGUACAGUAUAUUUCAUAAUAUACAGACAAUGCAAUAGACAGUGUAUACUCUUUUUUUUUA
Messenger RNA from Oppia nitens, 2267 nucleotides. RefSeq names its product segment polarity protein dishevelled homolog DVL-3-like (gene dsh). Gene Ontology annotation, cellular component: cytosol. Gene Ontology annotation, molecular function: frizzled binding. NCBI's taxonomy places the organism in Eukaryota, Metazoa, Arthropoda, Arachnida, Sarcoptiformes, Oppiidae. The record is from RefSeq and is a predicted model, not a curated record. The transcript is spliced from 4 exons. Bases 26 to 2143 code for a protein of 705 amino acids. Gene Ontology annotation, biological process: canonical Wnt signaling pathway; intracellular signal transduction.